CAGAGUGGAAGAGCGGAGUCAAGGAUUUUCAGGGACACACGAGGAAGAGCAGCUGCAGGGAGCAUGACAAGACGCUAGACGCUAGAUUGCUAGGAACAUUUCUGGGACGAUGAGGAGAAUCUAUAUGAGAGAACCUGGAGCAUCCAGAAGCCUGCUCUGUGGACCGCAGAGGGGCCUGUGUGUGAGCACAGAUGGUAGGAAGGUGGAUGCCAGGAAUGAUAGCGCUCCAGUCUUUUCGGGAAUAAGGAAGUCGAGUAUGGAUGGAGGAGUGAGGAGCUUCGAGGAGAUCCCUCACACAGGAAGGAGUGGCUGGGUGAAUUUAGUGAAAUUCUGGAGAGAAGAUCGCUUUCGUUUCCUACACAAGCACAUGGAGAGGACCUUCAGCUCCCUCGGUCCAAUCUACAGAGAACACAUCGGCACCCAAAGCACCGUGAACAUCAUGUUGCCAGCAGACAUCAGCGAGCUGUUCCGCUCCGAGGGUCUCCACCCUCAGCGGAUGACUCUGCAGCCCUGGGCCACCCACAGAGAGAUUCGACAGCACAGCAAAGGAGUCUUCCUCAAGAACGGUGAGGAGUGGAGAGCCGACCGCCUCCUCCUCAAUAAGGAAGUGAUGAUGAGUGCAGCGGUCAAGCGCUUCAUCCCUCAUCUUGAUGAAGUGGCCAGAGACUUCUGUCGAAUGAUGCGAGCCAAGGUGGAAAGAGAAGGAGUGGGGGACAAGAGGAGACGCAGCCUCACCAUCGACCCCAGUCCUGACCUCUUCUGCUUCGCACUGGAAGCGAGCUGUCAUGUCCUCUACGGUGAGAGGAUCGGCCUGUUCUCCGCCUCUCCUUCUCUGGAGUCUCAGAAGUUCAUCUGGGCAGUGGAAAGAAUGUUGGCAACGACCCCGCCUCUGCUCUACCUGCCCCACCGCCUGCUUCUUCGCAUUGGCGCCCCCAUCUGGACCCAACAUGCCAUGGCAUGGGACCACAUUUUUAGCCAUGCCGAGGCGAGGAUCCAAAAGGGGUACCGGCAAAUGUCGCUCAAGACUGGUGCUGCUGGGGACCAGUUCACUGGAGUCCUCAGCCAACUGAUGGAGAAAGGACAAUUGUCUUUGGACAGAAUUAAAGCAAACUUAACUGAGCUGACGGCUGGUGGAGUCGACACGACAGCGGUACCACUGCAGUUUGCCAUGUUUGAGCUGGGACGAAACCCAGAGGUACAGGAGAGAGUCAGACAGCAAGUGAGAGCAUCAUGGGCUCAGUGCGGUGGAGACGUCCAGAAAGCCCUGCAGGGGGCCAAACUGUUGAAGGGCAUUGUGAAAGAGACUCUCAGGUUGUAUCCAGUGGGGAUCACGGUGCAGCGCUAUCCAGUCAAAGAUAUUGUGAUCCAGAAUUACAAGAUUCCAGCUGGCACGAUGGUCCAGGCCUGUCUGUACCCGCUCGGCAGGAGUCCAGCUGUGUUUCAGGACCCACAUCUGUUUGACCCUGCCCGCUGGGAGAGCAGUGGGGAGGAAGGUGAAAGAGGAAGAGGAGCAGAUGGAGCAGGAUUCCGAUCUUUGGCCUUCGGAUUUGGUGCCCGACAGUGCGUCGGACGGAGGAUCGCCGAAAAUGAGAUGCAACUUUUCCUCAUGCAUGUACUUCUGAAUUUCCGGCUUGGUGUGACGUCCAGUGAAGACAUCAGAACCAUAUACACCCUCAUCCUGCAGCCAGAGACUCCACCAAGGAUCACAUUUAGCAGUCUCUAGCCACAACAAUGCCUAUUUGAAACCAUUUAUGCUUUUGAAUUCUCGACUUUCUUGGACUUAAACAAGACAAACCAUACAAGUCCACACUCUUCUCCAUCAGAUGGCGCUUAAACACAUGAUCAUUGAUCCAUGAAAAUGUUCCCAACUCACUCCCCAGUCUCAGUGGCUGCUUCACCCACCCGUCAGGUUUGUUCUAGAUAUUUCACUCCUCUGCCUGUGUUUGUACAAGCGAGUGAUCUAGACAUGCGGAGAGUUCUGAGGAGUUAUUUCUUCACUUGUUGCUGUAAAUUGAUCGUGUUUCCCCAAGCCACAGUAAGUGAAGCUGCCACUCGAACUCAAGUGUCCCCCAGUGUGACAGUGAAGUUUUAAGAGCACGUAAUUUGGCUUGUUUUCGGCUGUACUUUGCCUUCUGGGUGUAAAACCGCCAUGGUCUUCUCUUAUAGCCCAGUAUACAGGGUGGUAGGACACUAUCAGCAGUCCAGUCGGGUACAAAGGUCUGUUUGCUCUGCCACUAAAGAUUUACACUCCCGGUCGAACCAUCCGUGCGUGACUCUGCAUGUAUUAAAGAGUGGAAGUUAAAGAAUGACUCAUCAGUUUCCUGAGACCCACGAGCGAUUAGCAGCUGUGCCCUUUUAAAAUAUCAUUACCAGUGUUUAUAUUUGCUGAAUUAUAAAUCAGGAUUCAUUAACCAGCGCCAUCUACAAACAUUGAUGUUUGCUCUCACGA
Synchiropus splendidus (mandarinfish) is the source of this 2449-nucleotide messenger RNA. RefSeq names its product cytochrome P450 11B, mitochondrial. The record is from RefSeq and is a predicted model, not a curated record. Bases 110 to 1723 code for a protein of 537 amino acids. Gene Ontology annotation, biological process: cholesterol metabolic process; cellular response to peptide hormone stimulus; cortisol metabolic process. Lineage: Eukaryota; Metazoa; Chordata; Actinopteri; Syngnathiformes; Callionymidae. Gene Ontology annotation, molecular function: oxidoreductase activity, acting on paired donors, with incorporation or reduction of molecular oxygen; monooxygenase activity; iron ion binding. Gene Ontology annotation, cellular component: mitochondrial inner membrane. The transcript is spliced from 9 exons.